Molecule: messenger RNA, 1751 nt
Organism: Dioscorea cayenensis subsp. rotundata (Guinea yam)
Lineage: Eukaryota; Viridiplantae; Streptophyta; Magnoliopsida; Dioscoreales; Dioscoreaceae
Product: cytochrome P450 89A2-like
Exons: 1
Coding region: 47-1564 (505 amino acids)
Cellular component (GO): membrane
Molecular function (GO): heme binding; oxidoreductase activity, acting on paired donors, with incorporation or reduction of molecular oxygen, NAD(P)H as one donor, and incorporation of one atom of oxygen; iron ion binding
Source: RefSeq, a predicted model, not a curated record
UCAAAGAGCAGCUCAUGCUCAUGCACAGACAGGCCUUAAUUAAGCCAUGACACCAAUAUUGCUCCUCUUCCUCCUUGUGACCAUCUCUCUUGCAUUGCUCAUUAAUCAAAGAGAAAGAAUUAGAAUAAGAAAACUACCACCAAGCCCUCCAAGAAUCCCUAUACUUGGCAACCUACUAUGGCUCACAAAACCCUUCUCCCAACUUGAAACCACUCUUCACCAUCUACGUGCUAAGUAUGGCCCUAUCUUCACACUCUACAUUGGUUCUCGUCCAGUCAUCUUCAUCAUGGACGGAGCUCUCGCAAGCAGAUCUCUUAUACAGUGUGGUGAGGUAUUCGCAGACCGGCCUCCACCACUGUCCACCAGUGCUCUCAACCCCAACCUUCACUCCAUCAACAACACAUCCUAUGGCCAUCUAUGGCGUCUCCUCCGUCGGAACCUCAUCUCGGAGGUCUUCUACCCACUAAAAUCCAAAAAGUUAAGCGGCCACGUCCAACACAUGGCCCUUGAUAUACUGCUCAAGCGUCUCAAGAACGAGGCUGAGGCAAACGGUGGUGUUGUCGUCCCCGUUCACAGCAUCCAACACUGUGUUUCCUUCUUUAUGACCUCCUUGUGCUUCGGCAUGACUCUGGAGGAGAAGGUGGUGGACAAGAUCAAGAACGUGCAGCUGGAGUUGUUGGCUGUUUUAGAGAAUCAUUUUGUUUUCGGUUUGUUGCCCAAGGCUGCAUUACUGCUGUACUGGAGAAGGUUCGGAAAGUUGAAACAGCUCCGGCGAGUUCACGAGGAGCUUCUCAUUCCCAUAAUCAGAGCACGCAAACAAGGAGAGAAGAAUACUCAUGACAUGAUCUCGUACGUGGACUCCCUUCUCAAACUCAAAGUCCCUGCAGACGGUGUAGGGAAUAUGAGAGAGCUAAGUGAAGAGGAUAUUGUGAAUUUUAUCUCUGAAUUCCUAGAUGCUAGCAUAUGGUCAUCUGCUGCAUCUUUGGAAUGGAUAAUGGCAAACAUUGUCAAACACCAAGACAUACAAAAGAAGCUAAGGAAGGAGAUCAGGUCAGUGGUGGGAGACACAAAGAGACGAAUUGAGGAGGAUGAGAUACGAAGGAUGCCAUAUCUAAAAGCAGUCAUUCUUGAAGCUUUGCGGCGUCACUCACCGACGCAUUUCUCAAUUCCCCAUAGUGUGAAAGAGGACGUGAUCAUGGACAAGUACUUGAUACCCAAGGGCACAGUGGUGAACUACUCGGUUACAAGCAUUGGGUUGGAUGGGAGAGUGUGGAAGGAUCCAUUGGAGUUCAGGCCAGAGAGGUUCAUGGCAGGAGGGGAAGGAGAAGGAGUGGACGUGAACUGUGGGAAGAGAGAUAUCAAGAUGAUGCCUUUUGGAGCCGGAAGGAGAAUCUGCCCUGGCUCGGACAUGGCGGUGCUUCUACUUCAGUACUUGGUGGCCAACUUGGUUAAUGAGAUUGAGUUGAAUGCAGUGGAGGGUAUGGAGGUUGAUCUUGCUGCCAAUGGAGAGAUCUUUGCUGCCAUGAAAAACCCACUCCAUGCACGCAUUGUUAAUACGGCAUGAUUAUUAAGUUUUAUCAAUAUAUAUAUAUAUAUAUAUAUAUAUACUUAUGUACGAUAUGAUGCUCCGCUGAUAUUCAGCGUCUAUCAUUUCUAGCUCUGUCCAAACAUGUCUGAAAUUUAGCGUGUUCCUAGUAUCAUUAUUAUUAUUUUCUGUUUAAACUUUAUUUUUAAAAUAUUGCUCUGUUUAU